UUCCCACGCUCGAGUAGGUAGAACACUGCAGCGCGCCUCGCGCACGCACAGAGGCGGGCAUGGCCACGGCGCGCGCCGCGUGUAGGCGCCUGACCACGGGCGACGAGACGCGGGCCGUGCCGGCGGUCGGCCCGGCGUCCGGAGGCCGCACGCAGUUCAACAUGUCCUCGGGCGCGGCCACGGCCGUGGUGUUCGUCUCCAUCGUGCUCUGCUUCAUCCUGCUCUGCACCUACUGCCGCUGCGCCCGCCAGCGCGCCAUCGCGGGCGCGCGCCGUCAAGUCAUGCGCGAGCUCGUCCCGGGCGCGUCCCUCUUCCUCCGCCCCGCCGCCGCGGCGCUGCCGCCCGCGGUGCCCUACGCCGUCGCCAGCGCCGGCAAGAAGGGGCAGGUGCCCGAGGACUGCCCCGUCUGCCUCGAGCCCUUCGGCGACGGCGACGCCGUCAGGGUCGUCCCCGCGUGCGGCCACCUCUACCACGCGCCCUGCAUCGACCGGUGGCUCGACGUGCGCAACUCCUGCCCCGUGUGCCGGUGCGCCGUGGUCUGCUACUGCACCGCCGACCGUGCGACUAGGGACGCGGCCGUGGCCGUUGGCAGCGGCGACGACGACCAGGAGGUCGUCCUGGAGCGCGUGGUCGCGAUGAUCGAAGCGAUAAGAGAUGAACAGAGAGAAGAGGCGGCGGCGCGGCGCGCGCCGGCGAGUACCGGCGGAGACGGAGGGUGAAGGUGUGAUGAUGAUGCGUACGGGUUCCUGGUGCAUGUGCAGCUAACUUAACCGGGUAAAUUUAGGUGUGAGAGUAGAGGGCUAGCUGAAGUGAUUAUUUGCCAAUUUCCAACAACAAAUUUGUCAUGAGUUGUGCAUAAUCAAGGUUCUGGAGUGAGAUGAAUGUUUUUUUUGGUUCAAGAAAUGGUUAUCACUUAUCAAAUGGGCAUCCUUUUUCUUUAAAAUAUAUAAAAAAUUGUCUUGUUA
Messenger RNA from Phragmites australis (common reed), 965 nucleotides. RefSeq names its product RING-H2 finger protein ATL39-like. The record is from RefSeq and is a predicted model, not a curated record. Bases 60 to 719 code for a protein of 219 amino acids. The transcript has a single exon. Lineage: Eukaryota; Viridiplantae; Streptophyta; Magnoliopsida; Poales; Poaceae.